This is a messenger RNA of Rhagoletis pomonella (apple maggot), 3062 nucleotides long. RefSeq lists its product as uncharacterized. NCBI's taxonomy places the organism in Eukaryota, Metazoa, Arthropoda, Insecta, Diptera, Tephritidae. The record is from RefSeq and is a predicted model, not a curated record. The transcript has 2 exons. The coding region runs from base 1722 to 2492 and encodes 256 amino acids.
UACCAUCCAUCCCAUAACAAAAAGGAAACCGGUAGAUAUAUUCUUUAACAGAACAGCUAGGGUAAACUACCAAGGCUUAAGGGACUUUAGGGAUCAAACGCAUGAGAAUAUCAAAGCUUUGUUACUACAUGAACAAGAAGCUAGAAAUGCAAGGAUCAAUUCAGAACGCUCGCCACCCAAAGAAUAUAAUAGUGGCGAUACUCUGUUCAUAGCAAAAAGACAAAUAAAGGGGAAACAAUAGCCUCUAUUUAAAUAAGAAACAAUCGCAGAAAAUAGAAAUGCGACAAUAGUAACUGAAAGUGGGAAAAAAUUCCACAAAGCAGAUAUAAAAAAUGUGUAAGAUAACAUUAGACAAAAGGUUAAUAAGAAGCUUAAGAUUACUAGAAUCCGGCGGUUCGGAAUGCAAGCGUUUAUGCGUUUGUAGUCGAUGAAGUCAUAGUGGUUCAAUUCCACCUCGCUCAGUGGUGUGAGAUGGCAGAUUCGAGGUGGUUCAACUCCCCCACGGUAAUCUUCUGCUUAUUUGCGUGAAGCCACCCGUGCCAUGAGUAGGUAAUUUGCAAUUAUAAACGCUUAUGACUAAAAGGGACCAACGCGGACCUUCCAUAGACAAAUAAUACCUAUAGUCCGAUGCAAAAAACCAUAAAUACACAUUCUGCUAAAUAAGUACGCAAAAGUAACAAAUGUAUAGAAGAAUAAUCUCCAAAAAUAAAAAAUUAAAGAAAAAUGAAAGAACAUGCAAAUAUGAUGCAAAUGCAAAUGCUAAACAAAUAAAAAAUGGAGAAAGUGAAUUCUCACAAAAAAAGGGGAAACAAGAUUGCAUGAAAUUUAUUACUACAAUUAACUUUCAUUUAUCGCAUUAAACACUUACCACUAAUUAAUUAACAAUUAACACAAUUAACUACUUCACUACUGGGUUCCCUAAGAAAAUAAACAAUAACAAAAGAACAUGCAAAUCUCUCAAUUUUGUCACUAUUCACCCCAUGCAACUCAAAACUAGAAUAAGGAUCUUAGGUUAAUUAAAAACAUAAAGUUAGAUAACUAGUUAAAUGAGUAGAAUAGUUAAGAGAAAAAGGAUAUGAUUAAGACGAAAUUUAGAAUUAAGACUUUGAGUAGAAUAAAAAAUAUAAUAAUGCAAAAAAGAUAUGGCUAAGACGAAUUUUAGAAUUAAAACUUUGAAUUGUAGAGUCACUAUAAUAACGUGGGUAUGGGUAAUAAACCAUUAGUAGACUAAUGUAUUAAUCUAAUCCGUAGCACGUGCAUCUGCGCCAUUGCGCUUUCAUAUGACCUAUUCAAGAUAGACUCACCCCUAGUAACCAUACGAGAUGGGUAUGGAUGGAUCAUCGAUGGACACUUCAAGCUAAUUCAUGUGCUAGGCAGUAUCCGCACACGUUUAAACGAACUAAGAGGUCACGAGACGGCUAGAUUAAAACGAUCUAUUAACUGGAUUGGCUCAGCUUGGAAAUGGAUUGCUGGCUCACCUGAUGCUACGCACUGGGAUGAGGUCCUCCGAAACGAAAAUUCCCUUAAUAAAAAUAACGAGCAGCAAUACAAGGUGAAUGAUAAAAUUUUUAAGAAAACUAAUCAGUUAUUGCAGAGGCUCAAUGGCAUUGUGGUCGCCACCAAUGAUGUAAUCAACAAGAGGAACUUGGACAGGAUUUCUCAAGAAGUCCAGCAUAAAAUCUUUAUCCUGAAUGAAGACGUCAACGAACUGAUCCGUGCUGAUGGCUAAGGCAGAAGUCGUCAACACCAAUCUUCUGAGUAUAGAGGAAGUUAACCAGCUUGUCAGUGAGAUCGACGUUCUUCCAUACAGCAACGCCAUCGAAGCCAUUGAAUAUAGCAAACCAUCGAUCUACACCAACAACACACUCCUCUUAUACGUGUUGUCCCUACCAAAGGUCACAGAAGCUAGAUUUAAUCACCUGAUCGCAACAGAACGGCGUCCGAGUAGAAUUGGCAUAUCAAACAAUCCUGACCUGACUCGUCUUCUCAAGGGAGGACAAACAAGUUGUACUUACGCCACCUGUAACGAUUCCACUGUUGAAAUCAUCAAGGAUGAUACCAUUUUCCCUGACAAUUUUAUAGGGAUUGUAAAAUCAGGUAACAAUUCAAAUACACUUAAUGGUUCUUAUAUCCUCCAGAUGGACAAUGAGACCGUAGCAAUCAAUGGCAAAAACUACUCGAGUACUAGUAGAUCAGGAGUACAGGUGCUUCCACCAAUCUUGGCCAGCGUCACUAACCGCAGUGUGGUAAUGAACCUUAACCUAAUACACGGGAUGACAUCUCAUAAUAUCAAGCUCCUGGGAUACCUCAAGGAGAAAACCAAUUGGUUUGCAUUCACCGAAGGUUUGGUGUUAGUCAUACUAAUGUUAUCGCUUUGGCACAUUUGGAGAAGGAUUACGGCGAAGAUACACCUACCUGCAUUGAACAUUGACAACAAGGCUAAUUCAAAAACCGAGGAACGUCCAUCUAAUCUGCGGGACGCAGAUCUUUAAAGGGGGAGGAGUUAACACAUCCGCCGACACCCAACAUGUUGCAUUCCCACAGUCCGGCAAUACACGUGCGCCAUGUCAGCAUAAUUGUGGUUCACAACAUAAUUGACAUCCUACACCUUUGUCAAGGCCAAGUGCAUUUCAUCAUAUCAUGCAAUAGCAAUAUUAUGCAACGCUAUCAGACACCUAUGGGAACCGUCGGCCACCUCUGGCUUAUGCUUACGCAACCAUUAGUAUAACGGAGCCAAUGCAUUAGGCAUUGCAGCGGUGUCAGCAUAAUUUCAUUUCACACGGUUUGAAAUCAGUGUGUUGCAUAUUCCAAGUUACCUGUGGGAAUUCAAGGCCAAGACGGCUCACUGACGUCGCCUAUGUCUGGCUAUAGAACAACGGCAGCGGAACAGGUUAUAAAGGGCGGCAGAACUCGGAGCAGCGGCAGUUUCAUCGGGGUGUUACUAUAGUCAAUUAGGCUUAUUUAUUUAUCUCAAUAAAGACCUUUUAUUAUAACGUUUAAAUUACCUCUUUUAAUUCCAGGGCAAAUUGACCCUUUAAUUUUUUUUGUUGUUCAGGACCUUC